This is a messenger RNA of Dreissena polymorpha, 464 nucleotides long. RefSeq lists its product as uncharacterized. The transcript is spliced from 5 exons. The coding region runs from base 120 to 464 and encodes 114 amino acids. The record is from RefSeq and is a predicted model, not a curated record. Lineage: Eukaryota; Metazoa; Mollusca; Bivalvia; Myida; Dreissenidae.
CUUUAUUUUCUCCUACCAAGUUAUCUGUAUUAGGUAAUACAUUCGCAUAUCUCGGCAAUAUAUAGUCUCAAUAUACACAUGUUUAUUGUACUAUGAAACAUUUAACCUGAAAAGAAGUCAUGCUCAAGACACUCAUUUUCUUUGGAGGAUUAACAUGUCUAUCAGUCAACUCACAAGGUCUAGCCAUUGACUUUAUAAAGGAGAGAGCCGAUAACUCAACUUACGCCGUAAAUGACGUCAUUGCUGACAAAACUAGUAAAGAGAGACUGCAUAUUUUGUGCCGCACAGAUACAUGUCUUGGAAACAUGCCCGAACAUAAUGAUUAUGGGAAAUUGGUUGCGCUUAUAACUGGAGUUGUCGUGUGUACAAUUCUGGUAGCAGCUUUGGUGACUGUUUUAAUACGAAAGCGUUGGAACACGCUAUCGAAUGAACAAACAAAUCUACGCGAUAACGACACUACGUGA